UGCGACGACAACUAAACGGAACAUAUCACACUAAAGAGCAGCAAAAAAAAAAAAAAUAAGAAAUAUAUAUAUUUGCAAUGGAAUUGUGGAUGUGCCUGUUGUUGGCAGGAUGUGCGCUUUUAUCACUUGGCGCGACACAGCCGCUUGCCAUCAACUAUACAACGGAUAUCCUGCGCCUGGCCAAGGCCGCCCACAUUAAGGCAUAUCUCAGCGAGGACGAGCAAAAGCCGUGCGAUAAUUUCUACAACUAUGUGUGUGGCAAUUGGCCACGUUUGCAUCCGGCACGUAUCAAAAAUAAAAAGACCAACUAUCUGGAGGAGUUGCAGGAGCUGUUUGUGCGCAAAAGUGCCGAUAUGUUAAAGACAGCCAGACCCGGCGGCGAUAGCAGUGCGGAUCGUUUAUUAAAGAGUUUCUUCACCUCGUGCUAUAAUCAGGCAAAUGACACACAAUCGGCGCUGAGAACGCUGUUGCAGGUGACCGAUUUUCGGGGUGGUUGGCCCGAGAUACGGGUACCUUCGUGGUAUUACUACGAAUACGAUUGGCUGCAGGUUAUCGCGACGAUCAAGCGACGGUUGGGCAUCGACAUAAUCAUUGGUUUGGAUGUGAUUCUCGAUUACAAGGAGGAGCAUAUGCAUCGUCUGAAGAUCGGUGCACCACAACUACCGCUGGGUCAUCGUCGUCAAUAUUUGGAUGCAAGUUACCAUCUGACACGCCUGAGAUAUCAGCGCUCAAUUGCCGAGAAACUGCAACGUUAUUUUCCGGAGCAAUCGCAACGUUGGUACGAAGAGGUCUCUGAUCAGGUGGUGGAUCUUGAACAGCAACUGGCCAAGGGGUUGCCACACAAUGCCGCAUUGACGCUGGAACAGACGACACGACAACGUACGGCGGCCGAGAUGAAGGCCGCAUAUGGCAGUUAUGUGGAUGUGAGUCGCUAUCUGCAAAUGAUUUUCAAUGAUACGAUGUAUGUGGACCUGUAUGAGACGCCCGAGGAUUAUCUAUCGAAUUUGGUGGACGUGAUACGUUUAACGCCCAAAAUGCAAUUGGCCAACUAUACAAUUUGGCGUACACUGGACACCCUGGAUCAGGCACGUGUCCCCCAAAAUGUCCAGCCGGGCAUCUGGUGUGUGCAGAUGGUACGUGACCAUUUCCCCCAGCAACUGGAGAGUCUGUUCCAUCGCAACUACAACAAUAUGCAGAUGAUCAACGAUUUGCAGUCGACAUGGUCGGAUAUUAAGCGUGUCUUUCGCGAGCAACUGCAGGCAUCCACAGAUCUCCAUUGGAUGACACUGGAGACGAGACAACGGGCCAUCGCCAAACUGGACGCAAUUGAGCUGCAAUUCCGUAAUCAUGACGAGACACAGCUAAUCCGGCAGACGCAUGGAUUGCGUUUGCAUCCAGAUCAAUUCUAUCCAAAUUUGGCUAAUGUGCUACAGUGGCGCACACAGCGCCAGCUGGCAAAGCUGGUCGAGGAACCCCAACUGAUGGAUCAAGUGUACAAGGUGCCACACUAUGAACUGACCAACAACAAGAUGCAAAUCCCGAUUACUUUUCUGCAGGCCCGUUUCUUCUGGGAUCCCGCCUAUCCGAAUGCGAUCAAGUAUGGCACCCUCGGAGUUCUGCUCGCUCGCCAAAUGCUGCAUGGAUUCGAUGAUGUGGGCAGACACUAUGAUCGACACGGUUAUCGCAACAAUUGGUGGGAUCCCAUCUCGGAGGGUUCGUAUUCGCGUCGCUCCCAAUGCUUCCAGGAGCAGUAUGCGAUUUUUGAGGAUUUCCACGGCAAGCCGGUGCACGAUAAAGGACUAAUUAGCCGCAUUGUCGCCGAUAAUGGUGCGCUCGAUAUCGCAUAUCGUGCCUAUGUCGAAUGGCUGAAGAACACCGAUGAGACCUCGACUCUAUAUCAGCGAGAACAAUUGCCAUUACUCGACAAUACGCACAAUCAACUUUUCUACAUGGCCUAUGCGCAGUUGUAUUGUUCCGAUUAUCCGGAAUCUGUGGAGAUGUUUGAUGAGCUGCCGGAACAGAUACGCGUAAAUACGGCUCUCUCCAAUUCGGAGCAUUUUGUGAACGCGUUCAGCUGCUCCCGCAGCGACAAGCUCAACGCUCGCUUCAAGUGUGCACUUUAUUAACAACAUACAUUAUCUUUAUAUAUAUUUAUAUAUAUAUACUUAUAUUCAAACAACAAGUAUAAUAAAGCUUUUGCACAUGUCUGUUUUUUUGCCAAGACGAA
This is a messenger RNA of Drosophila grimshawi, 2227 nucleotides long. RefSeq names its product membrane metallo-endopeptidase-like 1. The transcript has a single exon. Gene Ontology annotation, molecular function: metalloendopeptidase activity. The record is from RefSeq and is a predicted model, not a curated record. NCBI's taxonomy places the organism in Eukaryota, Metazoa, Arthropoda, Insecta, Diptera, Drosophilidae. Gene Ontology annotation, cellular component: plasma membrane. Gene Ontology annotation, biological process: protein processing. Bases 78 to 2126 code for a protein of 682 amino acids.